CCCUUUAUUUACCCGCGGAAAGGAUGACGAAACACGCUAUUAAACCCGUUAUUUUUCGAGAAGAUCAAGUGGUCUGUUCUUUACAGCUAUGAAGCAUGUGAAGCAUACUAGAUUCUCGCGCGUAAUUUCUAUCUAACUAGUCCAGCUAUAAAAAAUAGACCAAAGGUUGUCCAGGUUAGACCCCUUAUUCUUGUGCGGAAGCUCCGAGCUGUCAGAUUGUCGGAUGUAGUAGGUGACAGUGCGUCAGCGUUGCACAAUAUCAUGUCUGGUGGUGUGUAAACGAUGCGGCUGGUACGAGCGUUCGUCUAUCUGUUUGCGCUCGUCUCCGCGGCGAGAUGUAGCGACAUAACGCCCGCCGUGUUCGGCAACGUGCUGGACGGCAUGCCGGCCGCGUUCGGGGACUUCAACUCCGACGAGUUGACGGACGUGUUCAUGCUGCGCAAGAACGGCAGCAUAGUGGAGAUAUUCCUCGCGGCCGAUCAGGAGCCGCUGCUGCGGCCCGGACCGGAUCUGAACUGUUCGUUCAAGGACCACGUGACCAGCGUGGUGCCCGGCGAUUUCGACGGCGAUGUCUUCAUGGAUAUCCUAGUGACGACCUACAACAGGAAGCACCGUGCCACAUUCGUGCACAUACUGUGGGGUGGAAACGGCCACCUGAACUGCAGCAACGAGUGGAACCCGCUGAUAGAGAUGCGCGAUCAGCCGUUGGCGUUGGACUACAAUCGCGACAUGAUAAUCGAUCUCUUCGGGGUGGACAAGGACGGCAACAGGACGUUCUGGGUGUUCAAUCAGAACCGAACCACCCCGCGUGCCAUCCCGAUGAGCGGGCCGAAGCAGCUGGAGCCCGUGAGGAGCCCGCACUCCAACGCCUUCCUGGACUUAAACAGUGACUUCUUGCCGGACCUCGUGGUGACCACUAAGACGUCCUUCGAGAUCUGGAUGGGCACCGAGCAAGGAUUCGAGUACUCCCACGAGAUCGGCUUGCCGUACAACAUCAUCGUCGACAAGAACUUCAAGGGUGAGAUCGGCCAGACUCUCUACCUGGACGUCGAACUGACCGGCAAGAUGAGCCUGCUGCUGCCGCUGUGCUUCGACGCGAGCUGCAGCAAUUGCACGAUCAUGAUGUUCUCCAACAACAGCUGGCACAACCUGCGGGUGAACUUCCGCGACUCCAACAACGUGCAGUGGGGCUUCGUGAAGCCGGACGGCCACCGUUACACGGAGACCAUCACCCUGCGCGGCGGGGAUUUCAACAUGGACGGCUACCCGGACGUAUUGGCGACUCUGCAGCAUUCCAACGAGCACGUGCAGUCCUUCCUGCUGCAGAAUGUGGCGUGUAACAACUGCGCCGGCUUCAACCGCACCUACGAGGUCAAGUGGCAGGCGUUGAACCCGUUCUACAACGAGACCGUGAUGGCGGUGUUCUACGAUUUCUACCAGGACGGUAUCCUGGACGCCAUCUUGGUAGACUUCGACAAGACCAACAAGAUGUACCGUACCGCGGCGUUCAAGAACAGCCUCGACUAUGACGCGAACUUUGUCAAGGUCAUGGUGCUGACGGGUCGCACCAACAGCAUGUACCCCAUCUCGCCGGGCUCGCUCGGCAAGAAGAAGAGGACGUACGGUACCAAUCUACCGGGGCCGUCGAUCGCUUACAGGACGACCACGCAGGAGGGCAGUCCUCGCAACGCGAUCGCCGCCCAGCUGCCGCAGAGCGCGCAUUUCUCCCUCAAUCUGCCCUACACCACCUUCGGCUUGGGCAGAACGCCCAACUUCGUCGACGCUCUUACGAUAGGGGUUGGCGGCAAGUCGCGCGAGUGGCCGCAGAUCAUUCCGAAUUCUCAGAUGGUCGUGAUACCAAACCCGAUCGCCGAGCCGUCCAGGUGGAAAGCCCAGCUGUUCGUGACUCCCAGUAAGCUGAUCUUGCUGAGCGCGGCCGCCCUGGGCGCCACUUGCGUCUUGAUCACGGCCAUCAUCUUGGGCCUCUACUGGAAGGAGAGAAGGGAGGACAAGAUCGAGAAGCUGCAGGAAGCGCACAGGUUCCACUUCGACGCGAUGUAAAGAACCCAGGUUCGCCGAGGGGAACGCGAGAUCACUCAUAUGUUUAAGGCUUAUUUAAGAUAUCAGUUUAUUGAUAUCAUUAAUUAUUUCAUAAAUAAAUCGCGCUUAAAAUUCUA
Messenger RNA from Dinoponera quadriceps, 2177 nucleotides. Its product is annotated as T-cell immunomodulatory protein. The record is from RefSeq and is a predicted model, not a curated record. Gene Ontology annotation, cellular component: plasma membrane. Bases 283 to 2061 code for a protein of 592 amino acids. Lineage: Eukaryota; Metazoa; Arthropoda; Insecta; Hymenoptera; Formicidae. The transcript has 3 exons.